Synchytrium microbalum is the source of this 360-nucleotide messenger RNA. RefSeq names its product DNA-directed RNA polymerase (gene SMI25). Lineage: Eukaryota; Fungi; Chytridiomycota; Chytridiomycetes; Synchytriales; Synchytriaceae. The coding region runs from base 1 to 360 and encodes 119 amino acids. Gene Ontology annotation, cellular component: RNA polymerase III complex; RNA polymerase I complex. Gene Ontology annotation, molecular function: protein dimerization activity; DNA-directed RNA polymerase activity; DNA binding. The transcript has 4 exons. Gene Ontology annotation, biological process: DNA-templated transcription. The record is from RefSeq and is a predicted model, not a curated record.
AUGGCUAUGAUAGAACCUGAUUUUGGACUGGGAGGCAAUUUGCCACCUCUCGACAGUCCCAAAAUAUCUAUUCUCACACAAGACCACGAUGGAUCUAUAGCUACAUUUGUCAUAAUGCAAGAAGAGCAUACUCUUGGAAAUGCUUUGAGGCACAUCAUUCUGAAAAAUCCUGCAGUCGAGUUUUGUGCAUACACUCUUCCACAUCCUUCUGAGGCCAAGAUUCACGUCAGAAUACAAACGGACGGUUCCUGUACGGCAAUGCAAGCUCUAGAUAAAGGCUUACAAGACUUGAUUGCGGUCACAACCCACGUCAAAACCGUGUUUGAACAACGAAGUGAAGAAAAGUACGAAGGCUACUAA